Amoebophrya sp. A25 is the source of this 8073-nucleotide messenger RNA. Lineage: Eukaryota; Dinophyceae; Syndiniales; Amoebophryaceae. The record is from the annotation of a GenBank genome assembly.
CUCUCGGGCCAGCGAUUGGGCUGAAGAUUCGGAAGCAGCCUUACAAUCGUUCGCCAUCAAAGUUGCUCGUAGCGCCACGUAGAGAAAGCGCGUCCUCCUGCGCGGACGAAGAUGUUGAUUCGUCUAAAGCGAGCGGAAAUGCAAGUGUCUUGCCCUCUGGGAUCCUCGCGGACUUGCUCGCGGAACGCCUAGAAAACGACAAAGCAAAUGGGAAAGAGCAGGAUGCGUUUGCACAGCGCCUCACGCAGACACUGCCGCAGAGUUCAGUGGAGAAGGCUACAGCAACUACACAGCGUAGUAGCAGAAUGCUGGCGCCGCGAACGCGCACGACUGCGGUUCGCGGCCAGCCGAAUUUGCUGGACAGGGUGAAACAGCAACUCGAAGGAGUGCAUGAGAAGUCAGCCUUCGCGAGCUCUGUUAGCUCGAACAGCGCAGAAACUCGCGGCCGGACCGGCGCCAGCACGACAAGUAGUAUUUUAGGGACGCGCUACGACGUCGGAGUUGGCGACUUUGGGGACGUGUUUCCGAAGUCCAAAGAUCCGAGUGCAAGCUCAAGCAGCGUGGGAACCAGUAGUAGAUUUGCACCCGCGUCCAGAAGGUCACUCUCAGCGAAUCCAGGAGCACGACAAACAGCGAGCAACUAUAAUAACGUCGAUGUUGGUGGCAUCAUCUUCGAUACAACUCUAGGUAGAAUAACUACAACACCUGGAGGCGGAGGAGCUACAUCUUCUUCGAAGCAGACGGUGACUACAACGUUGUCAAAGUCCACUCUCGGAGGCACGACUGCCGCAGGAAAAAGUGGAAAGCGUCUGAGUACACAUCCGCUGAUCCAAGUGUGCCCAGUGUCGAAUCCCGCAAAGACGCUGCAUCACCAAGGCGAACCGUUUCCGUACAUGGCGGCGGCGCAGAAGGCUACUGCCUCACAGAUGUUAAGAAGGCUUCCCCUAAUCCAUCUCCACCAGAAGCAUCUCAAAGCUAUCUCGUAGGUAAGGGAAAAACAGGAGCACAUAUGAGAUGAAUCCCAAGAACAAGAUGGAUUGGGGUGAGCUCUAAAAAUGGUGAAAAAUUACCAUGACCUCAUGGCGAAGCGCAAAGACGUUCACACAAUGGACGCGCUGCUUGGCAAAACACCCAUGCCACCGUGGAGUGCGGAGGAGAAGGCGAAACUGCACUUGCCCCAGCACUCGGCAGACUUAGUCUCCAAGUUCGUAGCGGAGUUGGUAAAUAAGGACAAGCACGCCGCGGAACGGGGUCUGAAGAAACAGGGAGGGGUUGCUGCGGCGGGUACAACGACGGCUGGCGGCAGUAAGAUGAAUUCGAAGAUGACGACGAACUUCCCAACGCCGAUUUCCCAUAACGAUCACAGCACAAGUCUGCCGCAGGGAGACGGCGCGCUCUCUCUGCGAGACUACUUGACGCGUCGCGUGCUGCCGUAUGAGGUGGAUCCGCGACGAUGGUCAAUGGAAGAUACCGCAAGGCACAUGGGUCUGCAUAUGACCUUCGGCCGGUGGAAGGAGGGACAGGCAGGUGGCUCUCCGAGAAGUGGUGACCCUCGUGCACUAUCUGCGUCUCCGAUCCUCGCUGGUGGCGGGCGCAGCGCUAGCGCUGGAACAACGGCGUCGCGGCCGUACUACGAGGCACAGUUCGCUGGUGUCAACGUGGGAAUACAACCAGCGACCCUUAACACUCCGAGAGCACCAGUGACGCUGAGGACCAAUCUCCAACCUGUCGUAGACGCAGACGCCGUCUUCAGGCGGGGCACUAAGAGCGCGCGUCUCAGUGUUGAUACUACUUCCAAGAACGCGGCGGGCUCUGACAGUAACGCUCCGUCACCUCGCAGGACCACUAGUGCACUCAAGAUGACACCGCGCAAGAUCGGGGAGCCGCUUCACUCUGCGCGGCAGACGCAAGCCGCAAGCAAUGAGCCAAUCUAUGUCACGGAGCUGAACCUCUCAGAUUGGGAGAGUUUCCCGUCAGACCUGCUUAGUGGACCUUCCGCUAAGGACGGGGCCGAAAACUCGUCUCGCGCCCCAUUCCGCGCGACAGUAUUUUUCAAUCCAUGCUCCUUUGCGGACAUGGGUAGCAAUAAAGGAGGACAGGUUCUUACUGGCUUAGAGCUGGUGCCAAGUAAAACAGCAAUAGAGCCGACACGUCUCGUUACGCGAGACCCACACGUGCGUAUCGUCUUUGAGCCGAUAGAGGGUGAUAAGGGCAAUACGAGCGAAGGUUCUACUUCUACGACAUCCAAGGUCGUCAAGAAGGUAACGAUUUCAAAAGAUGCGGUUGACAAGAAUCCUUCCUCUGACUCUACUAAAGAAGUGCCGGCAAAUGCUAGUACAACAGAAGUAGAUCUUCAGAAAGCUGCGGGAAGCUCGUAUGAAGUGGUUUUAUCGCUAAGGCAUGGCGCACGAGUGACGCAGCAUGGGCAGAGUUCAGCUACGGUUUGGCUUUCGCUAGUGCCAAAACUGGAAGCCGAUUUUUUCGACGCUGAAACGACUUUUGCUCGCUCGCUUCGCGCAGGCCAUCAAAAGGGCGUUCCCAAGAUCGGCCUCCACGUGUCUGUGCAGGCGUUCUGUCCUCCACACGUGGCGUCUGGCUAUGACGAACGGAGUCGUACGGGACUGGACUUUGCGUCCCAGAAGUACGAGAUUGGUGACGGUUUGGACUUUGCAGUGAACCCGCCACUUCUUAGGCGACCGAGUGUUCCAGGAGUAUUUAAGGCUUAUAGUUACUAACUACCCCAAAUGUUGGAGCGGGGGACCCAUAACUAACGGGAAGCGACCAUCUCAAGAAUGGAUCGCAAGAUGGAUGACGAGGGUGAGCUCUAAGGUAUCCACUGCAGGUUUCGAUCGCGCGUCGCGGUCGCGGACGAGAGUCGUGGGCCCAGAGGCUUCGGAACUCCUUGACCAGGUCAAGCUCGCUUUGGCAGAGAUGGCUCCAAUGCUAAAGCAUGCAGGUGAUCAAGAGGAUGCAAUAGCAGCUCUUAUGGCGAAGAAGGCUGUGAAUCAGAACUAACACCUUGCACUCUUGAUUUGCUUGUUAUAAGUACGUUUGAAACUGGAUUAUAAUUCUAUUUCGAAGUUAGUAGAAGAUUGCUCUAAUAUUUUGAUUUUCAUCAGGCUCAUGUUUAUGUUUAAGUACCUAGUUCCACUUCUAAAAAUGUGGGCGGAGAUUCCGAAGCGAGCAAGACACGUGGGACCGGAACUCCAGGGUCCUCGCGAAAGAGCACACCGCGCGGUGCCGCGCGGGCGGCCAACAUGAUCGCGCAAAAGCACCAGGAGUUGCUAUCUUUGGCCUCUGAACUUGAAUCAAAGCUGAACCCCAGCACCGGAUUGGACGCGGUCGUGAUUGAAGAAGCGAGGAAAAUGAGUUUGAAACCCGUUUACGAAAGGGAGUCGUGGAAACGAAUUUCGAUCGUGCAGCCGCAAGGCGGGGUGACGCCACGGACGCCGCGCGAUGCCAAAGAAGGAGCGCCAAGUUACGGCUUCCCCUAAUCCAUUUGUUUACAGGGAUCCCUCAGCCGUAUGCCUCCCAAUACAAGGGAGAGGUUGACGCAUGUCCUUGAGGGAUUUCCACAGGGAUGGACUGGGGAGAGGUCUAACCAAGAAGUCCACGAGCAAGUACGCGCCUACAGCAAGGUGCUGGUAAGAAGCCAGCUCAACAGACUAUAGGAGACACCGCCCGGCCGCACCCCUUUGGACGGAAGAAGCCUGAAGGCGACGGCAAAGAUGCUGUGCCGUCCGUGAAAAGCGCUACUACAGGUCGUGAUAAUGUUGACCACGUGUCGGUGCCGAAGCAGUACUCGCAGGCUGGGCGGGGUGAAGAUGAGCCUGGAGGUGCAACUUCUUCUAAACAAGAUAACAACGAGGAUAAGGAAAUGCGAGAACAACAGAGAAGAAGUGGAGCAAGGACAAGCGGCGCAGAAAGCAGUAAGGCUGUCGCAGUUUCCCGAGGACAGACUCCGCGGUUGUCUUUGACGAGUACACCGAGGGAAUAUGUCUUUCGUCCUUCGGCUGCGGCGACGUCGCGCGAGUCACUGACCUUGAAGCCGCUUCGAAGUGUAAACGAUUUGCAAGCGGAGUUUCGUGCACGAGUACUCGAGGACGCUAAGCCCAAACAAAAACUGCCCACGCCGCGAGUGUCAGUUCCGCAGAUGGAGGCGCGAAAGCCUCUACGCACGCAGGCGGCCGCGAAAGUCGUAGAAAGUUAAGGGUUCCCCUAAGCCAUCUUCAAGAGCAUCUUGGCAGCGUUUCAAAGGGGGAAAAGGAACCAGGAUGAAUUUCAAGAUGGAUUCGGGUGAGCUCUAAGAAAACGCCGCGAAACUUCGAGAGGCCCGCACUCAGAGCAUUCCAGCGAUUCGGCAGUUCUUGAAACGGCACUACAACAUGCAAGCGCAGGGGAAUAAGGCAGAAGGGGAAUAUGAAGCGAUGGCACAUGCGUCCGGAGCAGAGGAGACUGAAGAUGCUGAACAGAACAGAGGAGGACAAAGAACCAAGACGAUCAGUUUGGGUGAACAUCUCGGUGUCGCCGAUAUGAUUCGCGGUUUCCGCAGCGGCGUGAAAGCGGGUGCGCAAAUGCGAGACUUGAUGGAGGAGUACGAUCCGAGAACUGGACAGCUGGCAACUUCUGGGCAGAUCUACCACCAGCACGUGCGUAACGCGCAGGCGCUUUCGUCCCCAGGAAGCACUGUAGUUGCCGGGGGACAGCGGCGGAGUACACGGGCAAGUAGUGCAGGUAGACAAGGUCUUUUGCGCGUCAACGCGGCACAAGCGAUAGAGGCUACCGUGAUCGACAGGUCGAAUCAGGGUGAGGACAAAGCAGGCUAUGGAAAAUCGUUCAAGACGUGGACUGAAAUGGGUCUGCCCAUAUCUUCAGGCGACGCAGGGGGUGCGCAGAAGCGACGAGAAAAGACCAGGAUAACGACGGCUAUGACGACGGCCUCGGAAGUGGACGGUCGUGCGGCGACGAAGAGCAGCAGGCAUGUCGCUUCACGCGCGGACGAAAUGAAUAAAAGUCGAACAUCAAGCAACAAGAUGAAUGCAGAUGAAGAAGGCUUUGAUAGACGACACAUAUGUGAAGAUGAAGCGGCUUCAGCUAUCGAGUCUCGCUCUGAGAAGUCAUCAAAGAGCACGUCAGCACGUGGUGAGCAGCAGCCGACCUUCAUCAGGAAUUUGUUGCAAGAGCGGGGGGAUGGUGUUGGAGCAGGAUCUGUUGGUCGAAAACAACCAAGGGUGGAUCGACAAGGCAGACCGAAAAAGUUAAGGCUGUAGCUAGAGAUGCAUCUUUGACUCUGCAUCCUUGAAGGGUGUCAACAUGUGGGGUAGUAUCUUGUUCACUAUCCCAGAAGUGCGAUAGAUACUCUACUGGCUUAGGACUUUUUGAGGAGGAUGCAGCUGGUGGAAGAUGAAUUAGGGAUAGCGCUAAAAAACAAAAUGAUAAAGAGCAUCCACCACGCCAUCGAGGACCAACGUCGUACGAGGAAACUAGCGGAAGAACAAGGGCAGCGGAGUCUUUCUUCCUCUCUGAACAACAGUCCUGAACAGUCAACAAACAGUCCUUGUCCUGAACAGCCGGAGGCUGGAGCUGGUCGUUCGUCUUCAAAGCACGGUGUUGUAGUUGUCCAGCGAGGCCUGACGAAUUCCGUUGCAGCAGUGGGGGACAGCAACGUACUGCACUCAGAGCACUCUAAGGAAGGAAUAGACCGUUCUGCGCUACUAGAACCGAGCAGCUCUUCCUCGGAGCAUGGUGGCGACCCAUGGGCAAAUCUGUCGACAAUGCAGCCUUCAGCUGAGGCGGCGCGCGCAAUGGCUGCAGCCUCGUCUGCCGCUGUUGAUCCGGCACUCGCUUCAUCAUCCAAAACCACUGGUGACAAGUAUUCAUCCUCCAGCAGUGGUGCUAAGAAGUCUGUAAAAGUGCUCGAAGUUGAAGAGGCACAACGUCUUGACGGUUCUUCUGAUGAGACGGAGCUAGAAGAGGCAGCUAGAGAGUUGCUAGAGAACCCCCAUCAUCCUGAGGUCCAAGAGGCCGUUCGUCGCCGUUUAGCGGAUCCGGCUGUUAGCGAGGGUCUGAAACGUAGUCUUCAGGGCGCUUCGGCCGUGCACGAACACAUGGAAGCCUUGCACGCGCUGUACCACUUUAUGACCCCAGAGGAGCGCGAGAAGCUAGAAGCAGUGAUGGGCGACAUCUUGGCGGAAAACGAGCGCAAAGCGCGAGCACAGGAAGAAGAGAGGAUCAAGUCCGAGUCCGAAGCUGCGGCAAGAGAACUAGAGCGAAAACGCAAACAGAAUGCUGAACGAAAAGCACGUGGUGCUCUGGGACGCGUAAAUGGCUUCGGGACGCGCGCUAAAGGUGUUCAGGGACUUCGAUCGUCCCGCAACGGCACAGGUGCGUCAACAGCAGCAACAGCGUCCUCAUCGGACGUAGUUGUCAAUACGAAUACAAGUACGCCUACUGCUUCUUCUUCUAGUAAACCUAGUCCAGGACAACUAGCUCAAGAGUAUCGUCGUAACAUGGAAGCUAAGUAUGCGCCAGAACCGCCGCAAAAAGCUGGACCACACCCGCAGUCUACUUCUGCAAGCCAGUCAGCGUCCUCUGGUCGACCAGGAGGAGGUGCUAGAGCUGGUGUGUCAGGAGGAGCUUCCGCAUCAUCUGCUUCGGCUGGCCUGCUAGAAGCUGUGUUGCGGAAUCAAGAGGAGUCGAAAAAUGCCCUUAAUGCAUCGCAGCGUAAAGUGGGUCGCAGCGUGGCUUUUGUGAACAAUGCCAUAGCAGGAAGGCCACCAGCUGAAGAGGCGCCGAAGUCGAGGGCGUCCAAAACAACUACAGUUGAACAAUUAAGGCUUAAUAUCCUAAAAUUCAUCUCCAGAUGAAGCAUCUUAAAAAGAAGAGAACGGCUUCUCUAGAUGAAAGAAUCUCAAAGUGGAGUACUAGGGUGAGGUGAGCUCUAAAACAACCAUCUGGAAGCGGCGCGCCUCGCAUCAAACGCAUGGCGUCUUCCACAGAAGGGGGGUUGCUGGGUAAUGACGAGACUGAAUUUGCAGGCAUCAAUGCUAUGAGCGGCCAAAGCAAUCAGCGGCGAGCAUCUCAAGCUCAACGUCAGCAACCUCGUGCAAAAAAAGGACAGUAAAAAACGACUUGUUACACUUCUGUUUGCAUAACGAGUAAGUACAUAUCAAUGAAUAUAAGUAUCUUAAUCUUAUUAAUGUUUUUUCAAAAAAUUUUGCAUAGGCACAUUUAACAGGACUGAGAGAAACAACGCUUAGACUUAAUGUUACUCCGAUCAAUAAUUCGUAUUCUAGUUGUCACAAAGCAUAGAUGAUAAUUAUUACCAUAACAUUUACGAAUAGAACUAGAACAUAGAUCAAACAUACUGAAGACUUUAUGUCAUUCUGAUUUAGUUCAAAUUUGUAAUUGUAUUCCGUAACUCCGAAGACAUUCAUGAUCACAUACAGCUUGAGGUAAGCACAUCAAUUAUUCGAAGGACAUGAUUGACACCCAUUUGUUUCCAAAGGUUUGUGCAUUUCACUAUAAGGUAGUACUGAAAAGAAUGAUAAAUACAGCAAUAAUGAAAAAAUUUUACGUAUUUACAGCAUGAAAGAAAUAGUCGUUCCUAUGAAAGUAGAAAUGGUUGAAACCCAGAAAAAAAGUGCGUAGCAGAAAAGAGCUAUUAUGCCGAUGAGCAUCACCACCACGAUUCGAUCGCUGGAAUGUGGCUGAGAAAGAUCACCACAAGAGCAUACUUAGUCAUCUAAACCAUCUGAUUUGUAUUUUUUAGUUGUAGUGCCACAAGAAGUAAUAGAUAUUCAUAUGCUACCGUCAGAAUAAAGAACAGGAUUUUACUGACCACGUUUAGGCAGAAGAAAUAAAAUGUACGAUCAUUUUGUUGAAGAAAGUAAGACUUUUGAAACUUGAUAUUAGCUGCCAGAAAAAAUCGAUCCUUGCAAAAAUUCAUACACUAUGAAUGUGUACAGUAAAUUGGUUUUGCGCCCAGCAUGUACGAUCUUCAUAUGAUUGUAGCCCUGUAUCUUUGACAUACGGUGGUCGCGAAUGGCCACACAUGUCAAAGAGGCACACACA